UCCCUCGCCUUUCCUUCCCCUCCUCUUCUCCGUCUCGAGGAGAGAGACGAGAACUCAACCCCGAGCAGAGAGUACCAAACGCACAAUGCAGUGAGCAAUCAAUCAUACUCCCUCCCUCCCGGCGCCGUAGAAGAAGCAAGAUAAGAACCAGGAGCGUCCGUCCUUCCGGCGAAGCCGCGCGGCAUCUCUCCACUAGGCUGAUUUCCUCUCUUGACUAUCGGCGCUCAUGGCAGAGACCGGAGAUGCAAGUGGUGACUGGCUUGCGCGCCUCUCUGGACUCGGUUCAUAUGUUUGCUCCAAGAUGAACUACCACGAGAAUUGCAGUCUUCAAUACGCCGGCAUCCACACCGCGCUUCACGGAGUCCUCGAAGAAAAGGAGAAGGUGGAGCAAGAAUAUAAGGCAAGGCUUCACCUUAUCGCUGCGAAGGAGGAGCUCGUUAGAAGGAAUGAAGAGCUGGAAGCAGAGAUUCAAUCUUUAAAGAGAAAGCUCCAAGCAAGUGAGGCAAGUGAUACGCCGGCACAGGGAAGUGGUCGUGAGCAUAACCAGUCUGGAAGGCAGGUGCAAAUAACAUCAGUGCAGAAAAGAAAACGGCAAUCUGAGGGACAUGCUGGUGAAGAUGCUGAGGAGCAUGAGGCUGCGGAAAUUCUGUGUGUUAUGAACAAUCAUGAACAAGGUUUGAGUGCUGAGCUUCGCGAUGUUAGAGAAGAAACUUCAAAUAUCAACGCUGAGCUCAUCAAGGGAUUUCUUGAUAUGGGUGGUGUUGGUAGACAGAAUAUCACCGUAAAGUACAUGGGGCAGUUGAGUGAGAGGCCAUUCCUACUGGCAUGCCUUCGGAAGUUUCUCUGCAAAGAAGCCGAGGCGGAAGCUUCUCGGCUGUGCAAAUUUUGGCAGGAGCAGCUCAUGAACCCAGACUGGUAUCCCUUCAAGAGUGACACAAUUGGAGGCAUUUCUGAGGAGACUAUUAAUGACGAUGACGUUAAACUACAAGAGCUGCGGGCUACGUGGGGGGAAGAGUCUUACAAGGCAUUGGUGAAGGCUUUGGUGAAUAGUUUCUUGGAGUUAAAGGAAUGUGGCAAGCUGAGUGACAGAACCAUUGUAGCCCAGCUUUGGAAUUUCAAAGAGGACAGGAAGGCUACUCUCAGUGAGAGUGUUGAGUACGUGUGCAGCAAAGUGAAGAGCCUCAGCAACGAGAAUGUCAGGACCUCGACUUGCGGGAAAAGGGGCCGUGGUGGUGGACGAGCAUGAAGACACUAACAAAAAGAAUAGGGAACUUACUCAGGCUGUCAGUGUCUGGGUACAAAACAUAGAAGCGCUAACUCAUGGUGAAGAACUGAAGACUGAAGAACCUUUUUCUUAUUUUGGCAAACAAAGACUGAAGAACCUGACCUUAGCAAGGAAGGAAGCCCGAAAAGAGCAUAUCGCAGAACAACGCUAUGGUUGUUUCGAUGUUUUCUUCUAUCCGUUUCGAACCAUCUAGAAUGGCCUUGUACUCGGCAUGUUUCGAAUUUCAUCUCAGCUUCGGUAUCGUGUUAAGCUCUGAACUUACUAUGGAUUCACACCGAUGGCUGAAUGUCGGAUGCAUAACAGUAAACCUGAAUAGCAUAUACUAGGAUGUGCGUAUCAUUGGACGACUAUUUGUUGCAAGCACGUGCUGUUUUUUCAGGGAAAACGUCGGGGUAGUUGCAUGUUGCAGAA
This is a messenger RNA of Triticum dicoccoides, 1696 nucleotides long. RefSeq names its product factor of DNA methylation 2-like. Lineage: Eukaryota; Viridiplantae; Streptophyta; Magnoliopsida; Poales; Poaceae. The record is from RefSeq and is a predicted model, not a curated record. Bases 227 to 1246 code for a protein of 339 amino acids. Gene Ontology annotation, biological process: gene silencing by siRNA-directed DNA methylation. The transcript is spliced from 8 exons.